AUGGUGCCAGUUUCGCGGCCGGACGGCCAUCUCAAUCUCAACUACAUCCCAGUCUCUCAGCCAAUGUCAGGGACGUCGACGGGCAGCAAUUCGCCAAAUGAGUUGCCUGGAAAUUUAGGCAAGUCACCGUUUGGUACUACCAACGGACUGGGAAGUGCUCCAGGUUCGUUGGGCAGUACACGCAUAGGGGCUGGAUCCCCCUCUCACGAACUAGGCACUCGCCUGUAUUCGAAACGAGCACGUGAGAUUCAAGCUCAGGAAGGUGUUUCGACAAGCAUUUGGGGUCCUCCAACGAGCGGCCACUCAACCCCUUUACGUGAAAAUAUUCCUGAAUCUCCUAGUCAAGAUGGAUUUCCCGACUUGAUCCCAUCUGAGCCUAUAAUGAAUAGCCCUGCACGAAGGGCAAGAGCUGGCACGGUACCAUCACGGUUCCCGCCUGUUGGCACACUAAGCGCAACCUCCCAGGCACCGUCCCUAAUGUCCAAGACGUCAAGGCCUACGCCAUCUACCAGCCCAUUCCGUCCGCCGGGCUUAUCGGGUAUUGAUACAAGCGGAAGAACCGCAACUGCAGGUGCCGGACCAAAUACAGCUGUCUUGUCUCGCUUGCGAGCAGGUUCGAUGCCUCAACGCCCAAAUAACUUCCUAGGCGGCUCGAAUCCAUUUGGUCCCUCUGUAUUCUCUACAAGUUGGGCGUCAGGGCGGGAUCGCGCUUCGACCUUGGCCAGUAUCCGAUCCUCGGAAGGCCCGACAUCUCCAUCUCAAUCAUCGUUUUCUGGUGGUGGUCUCGCUGAUAGCGACGUCAAGACACUCGACUACUUGGGUUUGGCCGAAACUCCACAGCAACACAACUCUUCACUUGCACACUCUUCCGUUGAAGCUUUACUUCAACAACAGCAGCAGCAGCAACAGCAAUCUUCCCUACCCCCACUUCUUGCGGAACUUGCUAUGAUCAAGAGCAACAAUAGAUUCAGGUCUUACUCAGUCAAUGCAAAGGAGAAAUACGCCGAAGACGAUGAGGAAUACGGUUCUCCUUAUCCACAAGUUCCGUCAGGUACCUUGACCCCAUCUGCUGCCGCGACUGCCGCUCAGCUCGCCGCUACCCAGGCUCAGAUCCAUCAACACAAUCUUGCUGUUCAGGCAUUUGCCAACCAUGCUUCCGCAAGCCGUCCUCGCGCUCGCACCGCCGGUAUUCUCGACACCCCGCCACAACGCUCGUCUAUUCGCAAUUACCUUGCAACUCCCUCUAGACUGGAGAAUAGUAUAAGCGCUGCAGACCUUGGUAUCGCAGAGGGCAGUGAGUACGAUGAAUUGUCCGAAGCAGUUCAAAUGAUGCAAUUGGGUGGAGCGAACGGUGCAAAUUCGAAUGUUCGUGCUCUGGCAGAAGUUGCAGACGAGGGCAGUAUUGAAGGCCCUACUAGAGCCUUGUGGAUCGGAAGCAUUCCGGUCUCUACGACAGUCACUUCCUUGGAUGCUAUAUUUAGCAUGUACGGAAAGAUCGAAUCGACGCGAGUUCUCACUCACAAAAAUUGUGGAUUUGUCAAUUUUGAGCGUCUCGAGAGCGCUGUUCAGGCAAAGAAUCUGCUCAAUGGUAAAGAGAUUUUCCCAGGUGCUGGACCUGUAAGGAUAGGUUAUGCCAAAGUUCCAGGUACCUCUGCUAGUGGUACUCCUGGAGCUAAUGGUACACAUCUCUCGCCAACUCCGGAUCCACACACUGCUCUGGGAGAGCACGGUGCCAUCGACGCAUCCAAACCAGACCGCUCUGGUACCGAUACUCCACGAGUUCCUCCUUUGUCAGACUUGAGAAUGGAAAUGGCCGAUAUUGUGAAGGAAUUUGGGGCCAGUGACGCAGAUGUUCAAGCGAUUACUGCCAGUGUACAGAGAUCGAUAGCCUUCCAGGCAUUUAAUGACGAAAUCCCCGCCGUCCCUGAACCAAGCACCACCAGAAUGCAUGAUGCGCCGAAACUUCGCGACAUCCGCAAGCGAAUUGAUAACGGUCUCUGCUCCGUGCAAGAAAUUGAGGAGACCGCAAACGGAAUGUUACCGGAAAUUGCGGAGCUUUCGUCAGACUAUCUUGGAAAUACCGUUGUCCAGAAAUUGUUCGAGUUUUGUUCCGAACAGACGAAAGAGCAGAUGCUGCUUCAGAUUGCGCCACAUCUCGCCGAGAUUGGAGUCCAUAAGAAUGGCACAUGGGCCGCUCAGAAGAUUAUCGAUGUUGCAAAAGCGCCUAGCCAGAUGCAAAUGAUCGUAGAUAGUCUGCGACCUUACACGGUUCCUCUUUUCCUCGAUCAGUAUGGCAAUUAUGUUCUCCAGUGCUGUUUAAGAUUCGGCAGUCCAUACAACGACUUUAUCUUCGAAACCAUGCUCAGCAGGAUGUGGGAGAUCUCCCAAGGACGCUUCGGUGCCCGUGCCAUGCGUGCAUGUCUGGAAAGCCACCAUGCCACAAAAGAUCAACAGCGCAUGCUUGCUGCCGCGAUUGCAUUGCACAGUGUUCAGCUCGCGACCAACGCCAAUGGUGCCCUGCUGCUAACCUGGUUCCUCGAUACAUGCACCUUCCCUCGCCGACGGACUGUACUGGCUCCUCGCCUCGUCCCUCACCUAGUACAUCUGUGCACACACAAAGUUGCUUAUUUGACCGUUUUGAAAGUUAUAAAUCAGCGCAACGAACCUGAGGCGCGCGAGAUCGUUUUGAAGGCGCUCUUCUUCAGUCCAAACGAUGAAGCUCUUGAGCGAAUUCUCAGUGACCCUAGCUCUGGAGCUACCUUGAUCUUCAAAGUCCUCACUACGCCUUUCUUUGACGAAUCGAUGCGCUCCGAGGUUGUCAAGAAUGUGUCCAAGGUCUUGACUAAGCUAAAGGCGACCCCAAGCCAAGGCUAUAAACGGCUAAUGGAUGAAGUUGGUUUGUCUUCUCGAGCAAGUUCUCGUGACCAUCACUCUGGAAGGGACGCAAGUAUUGGUCAGGGGACAAAUGGCGAGAAACAGCACCGCCCGACGUCACGUCAAGCCGGUUCCAGUUACCAGAACCAGCAGCAGGCGGACAGGCAGUUUGGUGCACAGUAUCCGGGUUCUGGUAUUGAGAAUGGGGUCUCGAUAGGGCGACCAGGCGAGCAGCAUUACGACUUUGCUGCCAAUGGAAUGGGUGCUGCCAAUGGCAUGAAUGGUCUUGGUAGCAUGAAUGCCGGACCAGGCUUUGGCCAGGAAAGUGUCCUUUCCUUGCCACAACAACAAAUGCAAUAUCAAGCGUAUCUUCAAUCACGUGGUGUACCCCAAAGCGGAAUGUAUCCCGGCACUAUAGGUGGAAACGUCUAUCCGGGCUAUGCUGCUGGCAUGGACAAUAUGAGGAGUCUUCCAGGUGCUAAUGCAAUGCCUGCACCGCCUCAGGUCAAUUCAAAUGCAAUUAUGGGACAGCCUACCUUUGCACCCCCUCAGUUCAGCCCUGUUUUGAAUCCGGCUCAGAUGUAUCAGUAUUCACCUCAAUACUACCCCCAGACACAGGCUAUUCCCAACCAGGCCGGGGCUGGUCGACGUGGACGCGUAAGUUUUUAUUCAUACUAA
Messenger RNA from Talaromyces stipitatus ATCC 10500, 3552 nucleotides. RefSeq names its product RNA binding protein Jsn1, putative. Bases 1 to 3552 code for a protein of 1183 amino acids. Gene Ontology annotation, molecular function: RNA binding. The record is from RefSeq and is a predicted model, not a curated record. The transcript has 2 exons. Lineage: Eukaryota; Fungi; Ascomycota; Eurotiomycetes; Eurotiales; Trichocomaceae.